Molecule: messenger RNA, 2090 nt
Organism: Sarcophilus harrisii (Tasmanian devil)
Lineage: Eukaryota; Metazoa; Chordata; Mammalia; Dasyuromorphia; Dasyuridae
Gene: VGF
Product: VGF nerve growth factor inducible
Exons: 3
Coding region: 1-1362 (453 amino acids)
Biological process (GO): regulation of synaptic plasticity; carbohydrate homeostasis
Molecular function (GO): neuropeptide hormone activity
Source: RefSeq, a predicted model, not a curated record
AUGGAUUUACCACGCCCCAGACGCGCGUCGCUUCCCAUAUCUGAACACGAAAACUUGGCAGCUGCAGAAAGGAAGCCAGAGGAAAGAGAAAGCCUAGAUCCAGAGAUAAGGGAACAGAGAAGUCCAAAACAUGAGUCUGAGGAAGAGGAAGAUCUAUUCCAGGGGGUAGAUCCACGGGCGCUGGCCGCGGUCUUGUUACAAGCGCUGGAUCAUUCUGCCUCGCCCCCGGCUCCAGGGGUCUUGCAGCAGCCGCAGCCGCCGCCGCAGCAGCAGCAGCAAGCAGAGGCUUUGCUAACAGAAACUGUGCGUAGCCAGACUCACAGUCGCCCGGCCCCAGAAAUAGGGGUACCCCCGACGCUUUCUCGUAACUCAGAAGAACGCAGCUCGGAGAGUUCAGAUCCUUCUGAGGAACUGGAGGCACUUGAAUCCCUGCUCCAGGAAUUACGCUCUUUCAGUCCAGGGAAUGCUAAGCGAGAGCCAGAGGCUGCUGCGGCUGAGGCGGAAACACAUACCCACACAUUAACCCGAGUCAACCUGGAGAGUCCAGGACCUGAGCGCGUAUGGAGGGCUUCUUGGGGAGAGUUUCAGGCGCGUGUCCCUCACCCACCCCCAUUUCCUCACCGCUUUCAGGAGCAAUUACUUGAGGGAGUGUCUCUUCCUGAGGUGCGACAGGGUGAGAGUGAGCCUAUUCUAAAAACACGCCAGGGAGAAAAUAUCGCCUCUCUCUAUAAGGUGCGCCAGAUCGAGAGUGCACCUUUCUCCAAAAUGCGCCGCCCAGAAAGCGCAGCCAUGAAUAGGCUUCCAGGUGGAGGGCGCCUUCUACAGCGGGGCUUGGCCCAGGUAGAGGCAGGUAGGCGGCAGGCUGAGGCUACACGACAAGCGGCAGCCCAAGAGGAAAGAUUGGCUGAUCUUGCCUCUGAUUUGCUGCUUCAGUACCUGCUUCAAGGCGGCGGCGGCCUGGAGCGAGGUGUGGGGGACAGCGGACUUCAGGGGGAAGGGGAGGAGGAGAGAGAAAGGGAGAGGGAGGAGGAGGAAGAGGGUGAGAUACGAGGCGGGGAGGAGGCGACAGGGAGAAAGGACCUGAGACAGGCUAAGGGUUGGAAUAGGUAUCCCACCCUGGGAGGGAUGAUACCCCGACCCCAAUUCCCUUUCCUCCUUGGGACACUCCUUCCACCUUUCUCUUCCCCAACCCGCCACCACCACUACCACGCACAGCCCGCAGAGGGGUCGCGGUAUCACUUCGGCCUUGGCCCACAAGGGCGUCGGGAUGAAGAGGAAGAAGAGAAGCAGCAGCAGGAGGAGGAGGAGCUGGAGAAUUAUAUUGAGCACGUGCUGCUCAGACGCCCCAGCCUGUUCCCGUGACUCCGAUUUCCAUAAGUGAUGGUCUCUUCCCCUAUGCGAACCUCCCUAAGCCUCCCUCUGGUGUUGCUGUUUAGUGUUCUGCAUGCAGUUCCCUACCUUUUUUUGCGGGGGCGGGGGAAGUCCCACCCCUCUUGUCUCAGCUAACCUGGUCCCACCCAAUAUACCCCCUUCCCUUUAACCAUCUUCGGUGGGAGACAAGUACCCCACACUUGUAGUAGAAUCAAUGAGGCUAAAAGUAGGGGAGAAAAUACCAAGAAAUCUUAAGAGGAAAGGAGCACGAGUCUUCAAACUCGAGAGUACGGAAAACUCCCCCGUGUCCUUCUAACUCCAGCCACAAGUGAUGUAUCAAAGGAGCAACUGAAACUGGACUGUACAGAUUAGUUCUACUCUCGUCUUCCCCUCGGGUCCCUGGUCCCUUUCCCUAAGCCACCCUAUUCCUCUUCCAAUUUUCCCAACGGUGAACAAUAAUAAAAAGCAAAAAAAAAAAAAAAAAAAAAAAAAAAAAAAAAAAAAAAAAAAAAAAAAAAAAAAAAGCAAAAAAAUAAUAAACCAUACCAGUUGUGUAUGCUGUGAAUCGCAGCCGCCCCAGACCCCAGGGUUUUCCUAGGACCUCGAUCCACUCUGCCCAAACUGAGACAACUCAACCUCUUUCUUCCCUUCUCUGCUGUAAAUAUUCCUCAUGGGGAAAAUAGUUUUGCUAAGAAAUAAAAGUGACUAUUUUAUUAGGA